AUGGAAUUAAAAAAUGAAUAGAUGAGCGACUUAAUUGAAGAUAAUGGAUUUAGAGAUAUUGAUGUUACUAAUUGGUCUGAACUUGUAGGUAUAGUUUUUAUCUAAAUGAUUAUUUAGCUACUUUAAUUUUAAGCAUCAUUGCUAAUAUUUUAUUAUUUAUUAUUUUUUAGAGAAUCUAAAAUUUGUUUAUUUGGAAAAAAGAAGACCCUAAAAAUAAUCCAUCUAAAAUGCUAAGUGUAAAUUGCUUAUUAGUAAUAACGAUAUUAUGUAAAUAAAAUAAUUAUUAAAGUUAAGAUCUUUUCAUUAUAUUAUUCAAUAGCAGGUUUCUUUUUUAGUUAAUUUUGGAAUUGGAAAUGUGAUGAAAGAAAUACUUUAACUAUUUCACCAUCAUUUUACAUAAUAAUUUAAAUUUGUUAAGCAUAAACUUUGAAUUUCAUAUUUUGUUUUUGUAGCAAUUUAUGGCUUAAGUUAUGGAGAAUGAAAUUAAGAAUUGAUCAAAAUAAAAAAUUGCUAAGCUUAACCAAGAUUUUAUAAAUAUAUCUUUCCAUCUUAAUUGUUACAAUACCAAUACUUACCUUAGUUUCAUUAAUUUUAGGAAUAUAUAUUAGUAACAUACGAGAAUAUGUUUUGGGUGCUUUAACUUUAUUAAGCACUUUUUCAUUUGCAUUUAUUAUUCUGAUAUUAUAUUCUAAACUCAAAGAUUAAUAUAGUGUUGGUGAUCAUUACAGAUCGGUAAAUUUUUAAUAAAUAUUUUAGAGAUUAAAAUAUUUAUUAAUUGGAAUAAUAAUUUGUGCUCUUUUUAGGCCUACUUUUAAUUUUUUAUUUUCUCAAAAUUUUUUUUGGAAAUUGAAAUCAGGAAAAAUAUGUAAUGAUAAUGAGGAAAUUUAUACAUUACCUGAUCAAGGUAUUAAUUGGUAUGAAAUUUAUAGAUUUUUAUAUAGGGCUAUUUUUUAAUUCUUUUAUUCAUCUAUAAACGAUUUCAUUCCUAUUUGUAUAUUAUCAUUAUUAUUUUCUCCUAAUUUAUCUAGGAGAAAAACUUUAGUAAAUGUAAGCGAUGGAUGGGAUUCAAAUUUAGAGUGA
This is a messenger RNA of Paramecium sonneborni, 1080 nucleotides long. Lineage: Eukaryota; Ciliophora; Oligohymenophorea; Peniculida; Parameciidae. The record is from the annotation of a GenBank genome assembly.